AUGGCUCCCCCAUCGACCAAACCUCGACCAAACCUCUGCUCGACAUGUAAGAAGACAUACGUCACGAAGGCUAAUUUGCGUCGGCAUUCCAAGCCUCCGCCUCCAAAAUCUAGUCUGUCCACGAAUGCGAACCACCAGUACCAAACUGGGCAUCCAUCCAGUAUGACUAGGCACAAGAUUCGGAAGCAUGGCCAGGCAUCGACUCAGAAGAAAUGCGUAGGAAAUAAGGAUAAAACAAAGCUGGAAGCCUUACCAGUCGCCUUGCAGUCAAGCUCGGACCCGCCAGCUUCGCCAUCGACAACUCUUCCGCCACUCUCCCCCCUGCCUCUCCUAGUCCCUCCGUUGAAACGGCGCCAGAACCAAGGCCCUCUGAUGAUAACUUUCCCUUCCACAGUUACUUACCAGCCGUAUCGCACUCCUAUUUGUCAAACAACGGUACUGCGCCCAAUCCUAUUCCAUGCCUGCGCUUGCCGCCGAUCCUUGAUGUCCAAUCCAUGCCGGAUACCGCGCCCUUACGAGUCAUUAGGCUCCUCGAAUUCCCUUCCGCCUCUUGCUAGCCUUGGUCUCCCCCAGUCCGCCUCUCCCAAGUUCACUCAUUUUACCCUUCCUUUGCGAUCCCCGACUGGACUCCAGCAGGCCUUUUGA
Molecule: messenger RNA, 645 nt
Organism: Desarmillaria tabescens
Lineage: Eukaryota; Fungi; Basidiomycota; Agaricomycetes; Agaricales; Physalacriaceae
Exons: 3
Coding region: 1-645 (214 amino acids)
Source: RefSeq, a predicted model, not a curated record